Molecule: messenger RNA, 2146 nt
Organism: Thalassophryne amazonica
Lineage: Eukaryota; Metazoa; Chordata; Actinopteri; Batrachoidiformes; Batrachoididae
Gene: chrm2a
Product: cholinergic receptor, muscarinic 2a
Exons: 3
Coding region: 292-1803 (503 amino acids)
Biological process (GO): regulation of heart contraction; adenylate cyclase-activating adrenergic receptor signaling pathway
Cellular component (GO): plasma membrane
Molecular function (GO): G protein-coupled acetylcholine receptor activity
Source: RefSeq, a predicted model, not a curated record
GGCACUUUUCGUCUCCAAAGCUCGUCUUCAGAAGCAUGUCCUCAGACAUGCAGCCUCGGCGCGGUAAAGCGGACCAAAAGGCGCCACCUGCACGACGGCAGUGGCCAUGGGUUCGAACCAUGUAGCUGGAACCAGAUGUGAGGCGUCGCUUCACUCUGUCAGAAAACGUCUGUGGUGUGACAUUGAACACGGACACAACGAAUAUGUCAUCCAAGUGUGAAGAAGCCCAACUGAGUGUGUAACACCUGCUGUUACAUCUGAGUAGGAGGCGGCAACAAAGGACCAGAUGCCAUGGAUGGAUUCAAUUUCACCUCCUGGAAUGCCUCUGAAGGCAAUGACACAGAAGCUGUGGUGGAGAGUGAAAGCACCUACAAGACUGUGGAGGUGGUGUUCAUUGUGUUGGUGGCUGGCUCUCUCAGUUUGGUUACAGUUAUUGGAAAUAUACUCGUCAUGCUUUCCAUCAAAGUUAAUAGGAGCUUACAGACUGUCAACAACUACUUUUUAUUCAGCCUUGCAUGUGCUGACCUCAUUAUUGGACUGUGCUCUAUGAACUUGUACACAGUCUAUAUAGUAAUUGGGUACUGGCCCCUCGGGCCAGUGGUGUGUGACUUGUGGUUAGCUUUGGACUAUGUAGUCAGUAAUGCGUCUGUCAUGAAUCUUCUCAUCAUAAGCUUUGACAGAUACUUCUGUGUCACUAAGCCUCUCAGCUACCCUGUCAAAAGGACCACCAAGAUGGCAGGAAUAAUGAUCGCAGCUGCCUGGGUUUUGUCUUUUAUCCUUUGGGCACCAGCCAUUCUCUUUUGGCAGUUCAUUGUCGGAGGCCGGACAGUGCCAGAGAAAGAGUGCUACAUCCAGUUCUUCUCCAAUGCUGCCGUCACUUUUGGCACCGCCAUCGCUGCCUUUUACCUGCCUGUCAUCAUCAUGAUACAGCUCUACUGGCAGAUCUCCAGAGCAAGCAAGAGCCGUGUGAAGAAAGACAACCGUAAACCAUCAGGCGCCAACCCAGAGCCCAUCUCCCCCAGCCGCAGAAGGAACAAUACGCCAAAAGCAAACAACAACAACGUACCAGGUGAUGACCCAGGUCAAUCCCAAAUUCAGAAUACCGAAGACGGGACCAGCCACCAUGAUGGAAAACUGCAAAAUGGUAAAGGUCCUUCCUCAAGCACCACUGCUGAUGGAGAAACGGAAGGCGAAGAUGCGGCAAGAGAAAACUGUGCCCCCGGGGAAGAGAAGGAAAGCUCCAAUGACUCAACUUCCGGCAGUGCGCCCCUUUCCAACCAGAAGGACGAGGAAGUGGCACCAUCUGCGGUUAAUUCAAAUGCGGAGACAAGUCAGCCACUCACACGCCAGAGAGCUAAGGCAGGGGGCUCAAAACUGACCUGCAUCAAGAUCAAGACAAAAUCGCCAAAAGGUGACUGCUAUACACCGUCCAAUGCCACCGUUGAGAUCGUCCCAGCCUCGGAUCGGCAGAACCAUGUGGCUCGGAAGAUCGUGAAGAUGACCAAGCAGCCUCCCAACAAGAAGAAGAAAGCGGCGCCAUCUCGGGAGAAAAAGGUGACUCGCACCAUAAUGGCCAUCCUGGUAGCUUUUGUAGCCACCUGGACUCCCUAUAAUGUGAUGGUGCUCAUUAACACCUUCUGCUCCAGCUGCAUCCCCAACACAGUCUGGACUAUUGGCUACUGGCUGUGCUACAUCAACAGCACCAUCAACCCGGCCUGUUACGCUUUGUGCAAUGUGACAUUUAAAAAGACAUUCAAACAUCUUCUCCUUUGCCAAUACAAAAAUAUUCGGUCAGGUAGAUAAACAUGGACCAGUUGGGAUGAAGCACGUGUGCCCCAUCCAUAUGUGUUGGUACGUCUGCCAAAGCUGUUGGAGAACACGAUCAAGUGUGUUUAAACUUGCUUUCUACCAUUUUUAUGAUUUACUUUUUCAGUUUUUCUCUCAAUAAGCGGUUGUAGCACUUUAGCCAAACUCAAAUGAUGCAAGAUGCAUUGAGAUGUGUCGUGCACCAGCAGCAACAGCAGCAGCAGCAGCAUGAGUGAGGAAGCUCGUGAAAUAUGCAGUUGUAGGUUUCAAGAAUGGGGGUGAAAAGCAACACUUGGGAGGUAACACCGAGAGGAAGACCAACAACGACAAAGAUAAAAAC